Messenger RNA from Monoraphidium neglectum, 3423 nucleotides. RefSeq lists its product as hypothetical. The record is from RefSeq and is a predicted model, not a curated record. The transcript has 5 exons. Lineage: Eukaryota; Viridiplantae; Chlorophyta; Chlorophyceae; Sphaeropleales; Selenastraceae. Bases 1 to 3423 code for a protein of 1140 amino acids.
AUGUUGACAUCCACUACAAGUCACGCGUGUUUCGCCGCGCGCGCGCUGUGUCCUGUGCUAUCAGCCGCUGAGGUGCAAGGGAGGUCCACUGGCAAGCAGGCAUGGCAGCAGCAGCAGCAGCAGCAGCAGCAGCAGCAGCAGCAGCAGCAGCAGCAGCGGCAGCAGCAUCGUCAACCCCAGCAGCCUCAGCAGUUGCAGGAAGAGUUUGAUGGACUGCAGCAGCUGCUGCUGCUUGACCCCGGCGUGGCAGCUCAGGCGCUAGUUGCGCCGCCAAGCAACAGCUCAAGUAUUGCUGAACUUCCACAACAGUGGGAGCAGCAUCAGCAGCACCAGCACAGCCAUCAGCAGCCAGAGCCAUCCGCAGGCGCGGCACGCCAGCUUAUGGCUUCGGGAUCAAACCAUCAGCAGCAGGCAGCGGGACACGCGGCGGCGCGCCAUGAGGCAGCAACGGCGCCGGUGGCGCCAGGCACAGGUAACGCAGUCAUCGCAACGCCUCACAAUCAGCAUGGCCAACCAGCAGGGCCAUCUCCACCAAAACGGCAGUCCCAGGCAGUACACCACGCAGUGACGGCCGAGACGCACCGGCCUGCAGUGGGGCCGCUCUUCGUGGCGAUCAAGUCGACCGCGGGGAUCACAUCAGCCCUGGACCUACAGCUUGAGGCGCGCGCCGCCGCCGCCGCCAAGCCGGCGCACCAGUCGGCGCACUCCAGAGGCGCGGCGGCGGUGGCAGAAGCGGCCGCUGCUUUGGAGCGGGUGCUGGCUCAGAGGCAGCGCCCUGCUGGGUCCAAGGCCCCCCCGGCCGCUGCCACGCCAGCCACCGCGGUCGCGCCCGUGCCGACGAAUGCGACGCACAGGCCUUUGCGCGCCGCAGCAUCCAGCAGUGGCCCGACCAGCACGCCUGCCGCUACGGCUCCCCGGCUCUCCGCUUCGGCACCUGGCGCCGGCGGCAUGCGCAGUCGCCCGCCGCACGCGCCACGUGCCGUCAUCCUUUCGCCAGUCACAGCAAUCUCUCUGGCAGGGCUGCCCAAGCCGGGCGCCACAACGCCCGCCACUGAGCGCUCAAUGCGGGCUGCCAAGCACGCGGGAUUGGCUACAAAGCCGGGCGCCAAUACAAUUUCCUCGUUGGAGGCAGGGCGCGAGCAGAGGGCCGCCGCAUCACCGGCCGCGGGGCAGGAGGCGAGCCGGGCGGCGGCAGCGGCUGGCGCCAAGGAGGGGCCGUGGGCAGCAUCAAAGCCCGUGCCAGCGGCGGCGCCAAGCAAGGCUGCUGCUAAGCCAGUUCACACCGCGGCGACACCAGGCCCUGCAAAGGGAGCGGGUGGUGCCGCCCCAGAUGUUGAGACACAGGGGGCAAACCCCUUGCUCAAGGUGCAUCUCAAGGCUACCUUUUCUGUGCAAGGCUCGCGCCCUCCGCAAUCCGCAAUGGUGAAGGUGGCCGCGCACACCCCACAUGCAGGUGUCCCGCCGGCGGCCGGCAAGCAGCCCCUGACGACCGCGCUGCAUCUGCCAGACAAGAAGCCCUUGAAAGGCGCCCAGACCGAUGCCACGGCGACGCAGCUGCCCACGUUGGCGCCGCGCUCGGCUGCGCCGCCUGCCGGGCCCCGGCUUUCGGCGCUUGCUGCCAGCGUUGCCUCGAGGGCCCCUGCAAAGCCUGGCGUUGUGCACCCUUCCACAGCGUCUGCGUCAGCGGCAACAGCUCCGGCCAAGCCGAGCGCCGCCUCGGCGAUCACCACAACAGUCACGGUGCCCACAUUCAAGCCCCGCCCAGUGGCAGCCUCAAAGCCGGCAUCAGAGGUGGCGGCGGCCCCACAGGAGGUGCCCGAUAAUCCCGCAUCAGCGCCAACGGCGACCAUGCCAGCCUCGGAGCCAUUAGAUCAGCAGGAGUUGGCUGCGCCCCUGCCCGGCAUCUCGGGCAUCUUGGAUGACAUGUUGGCGGCGCACCACCCCGCCGACGACAUCUUUGGGGCGGCGAAAGCGCAGGCGGCCCUGCUGCUGCCCGGCGGCCUGCUCGUGAGUGACCUACUACUGUCAGACACAGUGCCUCUUCUCGCGCCUCCGCCGCCGCCGACGCCGCCAGAGGUGCAGUACUGCCAGGAGGACGGCGUCGAGUGCUGCCUGCCAUCCGGCAACGCCACAUGCCCGGCCUGCGACCCGGCCAUAGAAGCCGCCGGGCGGCUGCGCGGCUGGACGUCCCUCUGGGGCUGCAAAGGGGAGCUCUUUGCGUCCGCCGGCACUGGCCCGGCUGGCCGGCUGUACGACUGGUCUUGGGCCGGCUUUGCAGGCGGGGACGCGCCGCUGCCGGCGCUGGCGGUGGCGGCGGACGUGCGGGCGGACUUUGGGGCGGUCGGGGACGGCGUGGCGGACGACAGCCAGGCGUUCCUGGACGCGAUCGCGAGCGUCAAGGACCGCGCGGUGCUGUUCAUCCCAGAGGGCACGUACCGCAUCACAAAGCAGAUCACCAUCCCCAGCCGCAUCGUGCUCCGUGGCGCCGGCCGCAACCGCACGACGCUGCUAUUCCCGCAGCCGCUGUCGGCGGUGUACGGACUGAAGGAGCGGCCGGGGGGAACGACUGAGUACACGCGGGGUCGCGCCUGGAUCCAGUUUGAGGGCAUCGAUCGGUGGUUUGAGGACCAGUACCAUCUGGCCUCAGUCACCCGCGACGCCUCACGCGGGGACACCCGCCUGUGGCUGGACACGGUGUCAGCCAUCACCCCCGGUCAGCUGCUGCUGUUCACGCUCGACAACCCUCAGGAUGGCUGCCUGCAGGCCGCCAUGGCAGGCGGACAUCUUGACGGCCGCGAUGGCCUGGAGCGCCAGCCUGCAGAGGAGGGGAUGGUCCGCUUCGUCGCACGCGCGACGGCCGUCGACGCCGCCGCUCGCGCGAUCGAGAUCGACCGCCCCCUGCCGCUCGACGCGCGGCUGGUGUGGCGGCCGCGCGUCUCGACGACGGGCGGCUUCAGGCGCACGCUGUGCGGCGUGGAGCACCUCACAAUGGCGCUGCCUCACAGCCCUUGGAAGGGGGUGGGGCACGAGAAGGGGUACAACCUGCUGGGUUUUGCAUCUGUUCAAAAUUCCUGGGUGCAAGAUGUUGGAUUCCGAAAUGCCGAUCUGGCGCUUGUGUUGAGGGACUGCUCGCACUUUACAAUCAAGGACGUCGCACUCACGGUUGACAAGAGCAGGUCCGCGUCAGGAGUCAGCGGCACUCGCGGCAUCUGGGUCCACAACAGCCGCGAAGUCCUGUUGACCGACUUUGACUUCUCAACGCGCUUCUGGACAGACGUCUCAGUGACGCGUAUGUCAACAGGUGUCGUGGUGACUGAUGGGAAGGGGGUGGACUUGUCGGUUGGGACCGAGAACUCGGGGCCCUAUGGGCUGCUCAUCAACCAGGUUGACUUUGGAAAAGGUGAGAGCGCGGUGCGCACGUGA